Messenger RNA from Haplochromis burtoni (Burton's mouthbrooder), 1635 nucleotides. It is a transcript of the gene kcnk3a, whose product is annotated as potassium channel, subfamily K, member 3a. The record is from RefSeq and is a predicted model, not a curated record. Gene Ontology annotation, cellular component: membrane. The coding region runs from base 113 to 1321 and encodes 402 amino acids. Gene Ontology annotation, biological process: potassium ion transmembrane transport; stabilization of membrane potential. NCBI's taxonomy places the organism in Eukaryota, Metazoa, Chordata, Actinopteri, Cichliformes, Cichlidae. The transcript is spliced from 2 exons. Gene Ontology annotation, molecular function: open rectifier potassium channel activity; potassium ion leak channel activity.
CAGAGAGCUCCUCUGCUCCGUCAGAGCAGCACAGCCAUGAGCCAGCCGAGUUCCCCGUCCUCAAGACCCGCUCUGACACUCCGCCUGUCCCCCUAACACACACCACACCACCAUGAAGAGGCAAAACGUGAGGACCCUCGCCCUCAUCAUCUGCACCUUCACCUACCUGCUCGUGGGAGCCGCGAUCUUCGACGCCCUGGAAUCUCAGGAGGAGACGACCCAGAGGAUGGAGCUGCACCUGAAGAAAGGGGAGCUGCUCCAGACAUUCAACUUGUCCUCGGAGGACUUUGACGAGCUGGAAAAAGUGGUGCUGCAGCUGAAGCCGCACAAAGCCGGCAUGCAGUGGAAAUUCGCCGGCUCCUUUUACUUCGCCAUCACUGUGAUCACGACAAUAGGUUAUGGCCAUGCAGCCCCGAGCACAGAUGGAGGGAAGAUGUUCUGCAUGCUUUACGCCCUCCUGGGCAUCCCUCUCACCUUGGUCAUGUUCCAGAGCGUGGGUGAGCGGAUCAACACCUUUGUCAGGUACCUGCUCCACCGCCUGAAGAAGUGCCUUGGAAUGAGGCGCACUGAGGUCUCCAUGGUCAACAUGGUGACCAUCGGUUUCAUAUCCUGCAUGAGCACGUUAUGUGUGGGCGCAGUGGCAUUCUCCCACUUUGAGGGGUGGAGUUUCUUUCACGCCUUCUACUACUGCUUCAUCACGCUCACUACCAUCGGCUUUGGGGACUAUGUGGCGCUGCAGAAUGAGCACGCUCUGCAGAAGAAGCCGCAGUACGUGGCCUUCAGCUUCAUCUACAUCUUGACAGGUCUGGCCGUGAUUGGAGCGUUCCUCAACUUAGCAGUGCUGCGCUUCAUGACCAUGAACGCCGAGGACGAGAAGAGGGAUGCUGAACAGAGGGCUCUACUGGCACAUAACGGUCAGGCAGGCGGACACAUCAACUGCUCCGUAGAUCCGGCCUCUCCUUCUUCCACGCAUUCUGGGUUUGUCGGCGGAGGGAGUGCGAUCGGAGGAAGCGGGGGAGGCGGAGCGGCAAGCCGGGGUCUGCGUAACGUUUACGCUGAGGUGCUUCAUUUCCAGUCCAUGUGCUCCUGUCUUUGGUACAAAAGUAGAGAGAAGCUGCAGUACUCCAUACCGAUGAUCAUCCCCCGCGACCUCUCCACUUCAGACACCUACAUGGAGCAGGGAGAGGCUUUUUCCAAUCCCCUUCACUCUAACGGCUGUGUGUGCUGUCUGCAGCGCCACUCGGGCAUCAGCUCAGUGUCCACGGGGUUGCACAGCAUCAACACCUACAGAAGACUCAAUAAACGCAGAUGUUCCAUCUAGAAACCCAGAGGACUUUGUGCAUUUAGAUGAAGUCCCACUUGAAGUGAGGGAGAGCCCUCCUACUGUGGUGCGAGAUUAGUUGUGGACACCAAGGGAACUCUAUUUGCAUCCUGAAGAGAUGUUGGACUCUAGACGUUUGCCUCUUUCUGGCACUGAAGAGGAUGCAUCCUUCAGACUCCAGCCAUGUAUUUAACUUCCAUUAAUUAAGCACAAACCAUUUAGCGCUAACAUUGUUACUGAUGUUACAGAGAAAUGACGCUAAUGGUUGUUUUAGAAGCAUUCGUUACACAACUAUUGCUGUUAGAAGACAGGGG